CGAUCGCGGUGGAUUAUGGGCAAACAGGAAGUAAACAAACACAUGCUGAAGAUGGGUAGUUCAGAGCAGGAAACCUCAGAAGAGAUCAGAGUAAAAAAGAUGGAUAUUUUAAAAGAUUUCCAGGUUUCUUUUUUCAGUAUGAGUCGUCUGCCUUCAUUUCCCUGGACUUUUGUAGAAAAAGAUCUUCAAAACAACAGAUCAUCAGAAUUCAUUUCAGAUAUUCUGAAACAGACGUGUCUUCAUCCUCUGUGCAGAAAGUUUCCACCAUCAGUCAGAUACAGGAGGCUGUUCCUCACUGAGCUCAUCAGACGGCAGGAGGCUGCAGGCUGUGAUCCCCUGGACGAGCUGUACGAUGCUCUGGCUGAGGUGGUGGGAGCUGAAGACACGACUGAGUGCUACAAGAGCUACUUACUGCCUGCUGGUGAUGCCGUCAGCCUGCUGGAAAGCGUUGCUCUGAUCUCAGAGGGAACCACUGGUCUGGUGACGUGGGAGGCUGCACUCUACCUGGCUGAGUGGGCUCUGGAUCACCAGCAGGCCUUCACCGGCAGGACGGUUCUGGAGCUGGGCAGCGGCGUGGGUUUGACCGGUAUCACCAUCUGUCGCUCCUGCAGCCCGAACAGAUUUGUCUUCAGCGACUGUCACCCCAGCGUCCUGCAGAAACUGAGAGCCAACGUGCAGCUGAACGGUCUGACCGAGCAGCAGACUCCCACGGUCAGCGUGGAGGAGCUGGACUGGACGGCCGCGACGGAGGAGCAGCUGAGACGGAUCGGGGCGGACACAGUCAUCGCUGCAGAUGUGGUGUAUGACCCUGACGUCGUGGGACACCUGGUGAAGCUCCUGUCCCAGAUCCUGAAGUGUUCCUCUUCUCCUGAGGUCUUCAUCUGCUCCACCAUUAGAAACCCAGAGACCUACAGCAGCUUCAAGCAGCAGCUGGAAAACGCAGGACUCAGCCAUCAGGUGAUCACAGGAGGCGUCAGCCACGUGUUUCCUUACAACAGACUCUCCUCUAUAGAAAUGAUCAAACUGCACAGAUGACACUGUAGCACAAUAAAGAUUUAAUUUACAAAUGUACAAA
This is a messenger RNA of Lates calcarifer (barramundi perch), 1075 nucleotides long. RefSeq names its product eukaryotic elongation factor 2 lysine methyltransferase (gene eef2kmt). The coding region runs from base 16 to 1035 and encodes 339 amino acids. Lineage: Eukaryota; Metazoa; Chordata; Actinopteri; Centropomidae. The transcript has 8 exons. The record is from RefSeq and is a predicted model, not a curated record.